Messenger RNA from Myxocyprinus asiaticus (Chinese sucker), 1005 nucleotides. Its product is annotated as UPF0764 protein C16orf89 homolog. The record is from RefSeq and is a predicted model, not a curated record. Gene Ontology annotation, cellular component: cytosol; membrane. Lineage: Eukaryota; Metazoa; Chordata; Actinopteri; Cypriniformes; Catostomidae. The coding region runs from base 1 to 1005 and encodes 334 amino acids. The transcript has 9 exons.
AUGUUGUAUCCUUUCAUUAUGCUUCUUAUUCUCUUGUCUACAGUUGAUUUGUCAAAGCAGAAUGUGACUGAUAAUAUACUUAUGAGUUUGUCUAAGGGUAUUACAUACUUUGAGAAGCAGGGCACACACAUCAACCUGGACAGUGUUGUUGGAUACAUAAUACUUCAAGGUAAGACACUAAUGAGUGGAUAUAUUUUUUAUAAUACUAAUCUAGUUUGUCUGAGUGACCUAUAUGAAAGCCUGUCCACUGCUGUCAGCUCUCUUCAGGAUACAGAUUCCAAAUACUUCAAAGAGUUUGAGCCCCUAUUGGACAGCUCCUUUUGGUCCCUGCCUGCAGAAUGGAGCUCCAUAGACCCCUCGCUGUCUUAUACCUCAUCGAGGACUAUGGAGUGCUAUGAUGAGCAUUUGAGUGACAAGUGCAUGACUCUCCUUCUCGGAACAUGGAAAGACAAUGGAACCCCCUGUAUCAUCACAAAGUCCUGUAGAGACAUAAUGACACAGUUUGGAUGUCUACACUAUUUCCUGUCCCACCAUCUACUCUACUUCAUGAUAGGAUCAAUGAAAGGGUGCUCCAGAAUGUUCAAGGGGGACAUGAGAUUGUCUUGCAUCAACAUAACUGUGGAACACUACCAGAGAAUCUACAACAUCAUGAAGAGCAACCAGGAUAUAUUCAGGAAUGGUCUUCCUGGUCAAAUGCAAGACAUCUUUAUAGAAAAUAUUCUUUUAUGUGGUUUAGUGGGAUUCUCAGACUUCUAUAAAUUGGACUGGAUACAGUCUGUUCUAUUAUGGCAAUACCAAGAAGUAGGUUGUUUUGGCAAAGAAGAAGACUUAAAACAUUUAUUUAUUUAUCUUUUGGAUGUACCCCACAAAAGGGUGAAAAAAAGGGAAAAAACACUUAAAGAUGGCUGCUCAAGUCAUAUAACAGGAGUUGCAGUGAGUGCAUUAGGAGGGUUUCUCAACUACUACCUUUCAGAGCAAGACAAAACGAAGAUGCCCUUAAUCUAA